This is a messenger RNA of Alosa alosa (allis shad), 2289 nucleotides long. RefSeq lists its product as uncharacterized. The record is from RefSeq and is a predicted model, not a curated record. NCBI's taxonomy places the organism in Eukaryota, Metazoa, Chordata, Actinopteri, Clupeiformes, Clupeidae.
AUGACAACAAUCAUCAUCACCAUGGCCAGAGAGCGCUUUGGCACAGAAGAGAGAAAGGGCAGCAGCGGAACCAAGGUAAAUCAGCCAAGCAGGAGGGCAAGAGAUAUCUUGCAAUUGAGGAGGGAUAUCAAGACCCUCAACAAGCAGUUCAGAACAGCAGGUGCUGAAGAAAGGAAGGGCAUUAAAGAUCUAACCAAUGGACUUCGAGAGCAACUCUGCAGACUGAGAAGGGCAGAAAGGUCUCUGAAACUGAGGAAGGAGAAGGAGGCCAAGCGGGCUCAGUUUUUUAAGGACCCGUACAGGUUUACCAAAAACCUGCUGGGGGAAGCAAGCCCUAAGGAAGUUGUGGAGGAGUUCCUUAAGGAGAGCCACAGUGACGCCCUCAGGAACCAAGCCUGUGGUGCACACCCAAAGAUCAACAGAACUGCUGAAACUCCGGAGGAAGAGCUUGAUACCAGUGAACCAACUUGGAGAGAAGUCCAGGACAUUGUACAGAAAGCCCGUUCAGCAUCUGCCCCAGGACCAAGCGGUAUACCUUAUAAUGUAUACAAGAGAUGCCCGAUGCUCCUCCGCAGGUUAUGGAAACUGUUGCAAAGGAUAUGGACAAAAGGUAUCAUUCCAGCAUCCUGGAAAAGAGCAGAGGGGUGUUUUGUACCCAAGGAAAUGGACUCCUCCAACAUUUUCCUCCUAAGUGUCGAAUGCAAGGUAUUCUUCUCUGUCCUGGCAAAGAGGAUGACUACCUACAUGGUGAAGAACAGAUAUGUCAACACAUCAGUCCAGAAGGGCGGCAUUCCAGGCUUCUCCGGGUGCUUGGAACAUACAGGCAUCCUCAACCAGCUGAUCCGGGAGGCCAAGGAGAGCAAAGGAAACCUAACGGUUGUCUGGCUCGACCUUAACGCAUAUGGUUCAAUCCCGCAUGGCCUCAUCAACACGGCUAUGGAACACUACCAUAUCCCCCACCACACCAGGGCAAGAUGGAUCCUGAAGGCUCUAGAUGACGUGGCAACAUGGGCUCGGAUGAAGUUCAAACCAAGGAAAUCAAGAAGCAUGGUGAUCAGAAGUGUGAAAGUGACCAGCAAGUUCCAGCUAUGCAGCAUUACCAGGACAGAGAAACAGGCACAUGCAUGGCUGAGUAAGAUCGAGGUGUCAGGACUACCAGGAAAGUUCAAGGCCUGGCUCUUCCAGCACGGCCUGCUACCACGGCUCAUGUGGCUACUGACAAUCUACGAAGUACCUAUGACAGCAGUGGAAGGAGUCGAGAGGCGAGUGAACAAACACCUUCGCAAGUGGCUCGGAAUCCCACCAAGCUUCACGUCAGUAGGGCUAUUCACCAGGUCUGGUCAGGUACAACUACCCCUAUCAUCAGUGGUGGAAGAGUUCAAGGUGGCAAAGUGCCGGGUCGUGAUGAUGUACCAAGACUCCACUGAUGAAAAAGUCAGAAGAGCAGGCGUCACUACGAGAUCAGGACAGAAAUGGGCAGCUGACACAUCAGUGGCACAAGCUGAAAGCUCAUUGAAGUUUAAGGACAUCAUCGGGAACCCAUGCGUAGGGUGGCAAGGACUUGGAUCCUCCCACUUCAAGCAGUGGGGAAAGGCAGACCCAAGGCAGACGAGGGACAUGAUCCAAGGCGAGGUCCGAAACCCGGAGGAAGAAAAGUGCAGGUCUAGGGCCGUUGAACUUAGAGUACAAGGCGCCUGGACAAAGUGGGACCUGCCGAAGCGGAAGAUCACGUGGCCUGAGAUCUGGAGACUGGAGCCCUUUCGCAUCUCCUUCCUUCUCCGUUCAGUGUACGACACCCUUCCAUCACCAACAAACCUCCACAGAUGGGGAAUGAGGGAGGACCCAUUGUGUAGGCUAUGCGGAGGGAGGGGAGCAAUGGUGCACAUACUGGCAGGAUGCAAAACAGCUCUUAGCCAAGGAAGAUACAGGUGGCGCCAUGACAAGGUUCUCAGUGCGCUGGCUGACAUCUUGGAGCAGGAGAGGCAGAAAAAGCGCCAGACCAGUACAAGGCCGGCAACAUCCAUUCAGUUCAUCAGAGAAGGGGAGAAACCAACAGUCCCCAAGAAGACCAAAAAGAGCCUCUUGCAAGCAGCACAAUCCUGGGAGAUGGUGGACCUGGGAAGGAAACUAGUCUUCCCCCAGGUUGUGCAAACACCGCUGUGGUCUUAUGGUCUGAGGAGGCAGAGGAAGAGGAGGAGGAGGAAGAUCAUCUUGAUUGAACUGACGGUCCCGUGGGAAGAUGGGUGCGAGGAGACCUAUGAAAGCCAUCAAGUAUCAGGACCUCGUUGA